AUGAGGAUCGGCGGUCGGCGUCCAUGGCAGGACCUCGCGCCGGAGCUGCUGGAACUCGUCUUCCUGCGCGUGUCGUCCCACGUCGCGCGCGUCCGCUUUCGCGCUGUCUGUCGCCCGUGGCGCGCCGCCGCGGCUGCCGCGGCCGCGCCGCCUGUUCCUCUGCUUCCGUUGCUGGCCCUCCGUAACGCCGCCUGCGUCCUCAGCCUCCCUGAAGGCACCGUCCACCGCGUCCCCGUGCCAGUUCCCGACGACGUCAUCCAGAGCGUCUCCACCGGCGCCAUGCUCUUUCUCGUGCACCGCGACGGCGGGUGCUCCCUCAUGGACCCUCUCUCCACGACGAUCACCCCUCAGCACAUCAGCCCCGACUGCCUCUGGCCCUCGAGGCCGUCGAAGAGGCAGAGGGCAGCGGUUCCCCCCUUCGCUGGCAACAUCUCCAAGGUGGUGGUGGCGGACCACGUCGUGGCCGUCCGGACUGGCGUCAACCUUGGGUCAAAGAAGGUCGCUCUCUCUGCCCGCGGACCCAGAGGCCGCCGCUACAUGGCGUGGGAGUGGGACCCGCCCCACUACUUGGACAGCGUCGUCGACAUUGCGCUCUUCAGAAGGAAGCUCUACGUUCUAACGAGAGUACACAAUGACCCAUGCCGGACUGAGCUCUACGUCCUGGAAGACAACCUCCCCGCCGGCGAUGUCACAUACAUGCAGUGCAUAUGCAGUGAACCCCCGGCCAGGCCGGAGCAAUCGUACUACCACAGGGCUGACCCGUCCUACUACUACUACCUGGUCUCAUCAGGCGAUCGGCUUCUGAUGGUGAUGGAGCACGCCGCCGCGCCGGCCAAGUUCGAGGUCUUUGAGGCGGCGGGGCUAGGCAGUGGCCACGGACGGUGGAGCAAGAUCGAGACGCUGGAUGGUCGUGCUCUGUUCGUGAGCAAAGGCUGCUCGAAGUCGCUUCCCGCUGGUGAGCUGGUUGGAGCUCGAGAGGACCACAUCUACUUCAUCAGUAAGCGUGACGACUCGGACAACGAGUCCAGCGAGGAGCUCCACUCCGGCGUGUACAGCAUGAAGGAAGGGAAGGUGGCACCGUUGCCGUUGGAGACGACAGGCGCAUGGCAAGGUCGUGCAUGGCCGCCGACCUGGUUUUUCCCGACCCGAACUUGA
Molecule: messenger RNA, 1155 nt
Organism: Triticum dicoccoides
Lineage: Eukaryota; Viridiplantae; Streptophyta; Magnoliopsida; Poales; Poaceae
Exons: 1
Coding region: 1-1155 (384 amino acids)
Molecular function (GO): protein binding
Source: RefSeq, a predicted model, not a curated record